AUGACGACAGCGGCAACCGCAACUGGGGCAGAAGGAGCUCCUGCUGCUUCGACAGCAUCCCUGCAUCUGCUCGCUGAUCUCGAAGGACACUCGUCUCGAGCAUGGCAUCUCGCAUGGAACCCACGCAUGCCCGUCCUGGCAUCGUGCUCGGGUGACAAGGAUGUUCGAUUGCACGCCUACUCGUUCGUCUCGACCACAUCUGCAGACGGCCCUUCCACCUCGAAGCAACCCACCUUCAACCUGCGCGAAGUCAUUCCAACAGGUCAUCAACGCACCGUGAGACAAGUCGCAUGGUCGCCAGACGGCAAGAUUCUCGCCACCGCAUCGUUCGAUUCGACAGUCGGCAUCUGGGAGAGAAUACAGGACAUUGACGGCACCACCGAGAUCGACGGCGAUGCGAACGGAGCCGGUCCUCUAGCGCUCAGCAAUGGCGGUGCACACGUUGACGAGCCCGAGUGGGACUGCGUAGGAACGCUCGAGGGACACGAGUCGGAGUGCAAGUCGGUGGCCUUCUCGCACACGGGCGGUGUGCUUGCCUCGUGCAGUCGAGACAAGUCGGUGUGGAUCUGGGAGGUGCAGCCGGAUGCCGAGUUCGAGUGCCUCUCAGUGCUGAUGGAGCAUUCUCAGGACGUCAAGGUAGUGGCAUGGCAUCCAAUGGACGAAGUGCUUGCAUCUGCAUCGUACGACGAUGCCAUCAAGCUCUACAUCGACGACCCUUCCGAUGAUUGGUUCUGCUACACCUCGCUGACGGGUCACGAGUCGACCGUGUGGAGUCUGGCUUUCUCUCCUUGCGGCAACUACCUCGCGUCUGCUUCCGACGAUUUGACCGUUCGCAUUUGGCGCCGUCUGAAUGCGGACGAGUGCGAGACGCAUGGAGUCAAACCAGAAGGCAAGAUGGCUGGGAGAAAAGGCGAAAAGUGGAUCCCGGUCAACGUGCUCAAGGGACACCACGAUCGCACGGUAUACAGCGUCUCUUGGGGCAUAGACACUUCGACGCGUCCCGGCAACCUCGGACGACUGGCCAGUGGUGGCGGCGACGGUCGUAUCUGCGUGUACGAAGUGACGGCCUCGGAGGACGACAGCAAGCAGCUGUUCCCAGACGUGCAGCUCGUGGCCAAGAUGGAGCGGGCGCAUGGAAGUGCGGAUGUCAACUGCGUCUCGUGGGCGCCGGCAAGUCUCAACGAGCGGGUAGGGGCAACAGCCAAGAUUGAGGAGCUCAUGGAGGAUGGAGAGACGCCAAAGAGUCGAGACGGCAAGGGUGUGUCUCACGAGAGCAUGUCGGAUAUGCUGGCCAGUGCAGGUGACGAUGGAAGUAUCAAGGUGUGGACGCUGGCCAGCUCGCCAUAUGCCACCGCGAAGAAGUAG
Kalmanozyma brasiliensis GHG001 is the source of this 1365-nucleotide messenger RNA. RefSeq names its product WD40 repeat. Gene Ontology annotation, cellular component: cytosolic [4Fe-4S] assembly targeting complex. Gene Ontology annotation, biological process: iron-sulfur cluster assembly. Bases 1 to 1365 code for a protein of 454 amino acids. NCBI's taxonomy places the organism in Eukaryota, Fungi, Basidiomycota, Ustilaginomycetes, Ustilaginales. The record is from RefSeq and is a predicted model, not a curated record. Gene Ontology annotation, molecular function: protein binding. The transcript has a single exon.